AUGUCGAAACGUUCUAAACGGAUUUUAGAUCUAGUAAAUUCUGAUGAACAAGAUCCUGUUUAUCAGAUUAUGAAAGAGACAACAACUGUCAAGGCUGACUGUCAAGAUUAUUCCAUGCCUACAGAACCUGACCCAGAUUCUUCGCCGAUACGUGUGCAUUCCGAUGAGGAAUUAACACAAUGUCUGCAAGAAAUACUGAAUGAUAAUAACGUGUUCAGUGACAAGAAUGAGCCUGUAAAUACUACUAUACCAGAAGAGAGAAUUCCUGAAGAAACCAUUCCUGAUAGGAGAAAGCCUGAAGAGACUGUGGUUUCCGUAACAGAAGAAACACAGGCAAUCUCUAAAAGUGCAACGCCGUCAAUUGCCUACUCAACACCAAUACCGUCGCCAGUUCCUGUUCACGAAGAACCAUGUGGAAAUAAUUUCUGUGCCAUAUGCAUGGAAGCGUAUGCCAUUAGGCCCGAUGAAGUCUAUCUAAAUCUUCCAACACCUUCUACAAUAACAGGCACUUCUACUAACGUAACACCGACUACACAAAAAGUUUCCAAGAAGAAAACUUAUAAAACAGAUAUAGGAAAGAAGAGACUUGAACAUAAAGAGCUUUGGUGUGUAGUUCAAAGAAAGAAAUUGAAAAAUGAAGGAAAAUCCUAUACAAAUAAAAAAGGGAAACAAAUUGAAGAAAAGGUAUUAGGCCAGCCGUGUGGAAAGAAAUGUCGCUACAAAUGUACUGAAAACUAUGAUCUAAAGCAAAGAGAGGUUAUCUUUUCAAAAUUUUGGAAUCUGGGCGAUCGUAAUAGGCAAUGGGAGUUUGUUAUAAAGUACACGAAAAAGAUUAACAAAGGGCGUAAAACCACUGAAAUAAUAAAACACAAACGUGAAUAUACCUAUGUUUAUUAUCUCCCAACUGCAGAAAAGGAAACAAAAAGAGUAUGUAAGUUGAUGUUCUUAAGUACAAUAUCUUCUGGUGAGCGAAUAAUAACAACAGCUUGGAAGAAAUAUGACGGCAUAGCGGCUGUAGAAAAGGACAAGAGAGGAAUGUAUGACCAUAAACCUAGAGUGAUUGAUGAAGUAAUGGUACAAAGUGUAAAAGACCAUGUAAAUUGUUUAGAUCGAGUGGAUUCGCACUAUACACGCAAAGAUUCUAAAAAACUGUACUUAAAUAAGAUAAAAAGUACUUCGCAAAUGCACAAACUGUAUGUUGAAUGGUACGAUCCUAAUAAAUACAAUAAUCAAGCCAACAAACGUCAAUACCGUGACAUUGUAAAUGUUAAUUUCAACUUAGCAUUUCACAAGCCCAAAAAAGAUUUGUGUGAAGUAUGCCAUAGCUUUGAGAACAACCAGCUUCCCACAGAUGAAGAAAAACAAAGAUUCUUUGAACAUCAAGCACAAAAAAAGAAAGCUCGAUCACUUAAACAAGCUGAUAAAACAGAAGCAUGUGAAAAUCCUGAAAUUGUUGUAGCUACGUUUGACUUUCAAAAAGUUUUGCAGGUUCCACACGGUGAAGUGAGCAUAUUUUAUUAUAAAAGGAAACUGAAUACUUUCAAUUUUACAGUGUUUGAGCUUGGAAACAAAACUGCGACUUGUUACAUGUGGCAUGAGGGUAUUGCUAAAAGAGGGGCCAAUGAAGUAUCAAGUUGUUUGUACGAUUUCAUUAAAGUGAAUGCCGAAAAAGGGGUGCGUGAAUUUAGAUUUUGGUCGGACAAUUGCGCUGGCCAAAAUCGAAACCGAAUUGUUUUUGCUUUAUAUUUGCUUGCUGCUAAGGAGUUUGGAGUAACUGUAAUGCAUAGAUUUAUGGAGAAAGGGCACACCCAAAAUGAAGGGGACAGUGUUCACGCACUUGUAGAAAGAGAGAGUGAGCGGAGAAUGAUUUACGUUCCCGAUGAAUGGUUCUGCUUGGUGCGGUGGGCGAAAACAGAAGGUAAGCCGUACAAUGUAAGAGAAAUGACCUCACAAGAUUUCUACAAUUUCAAAGAUUUAUUGGCGAACAGAAACUGGGUAAAAGAUGUAAGAAAUGAAAAAAUGAAAUGGACACAAAUAAGAGAGGUUAGAGUUAAGGGCAACGUUUUCGAUCGUAUAGAAUACAAAUACGAUUUCGACGACGAGCCGAAGACUUUAUUGGUUCUCAGAUCUACUAAAAGAAACACCCAACGCCAGAAUGAUUUUAAAAUAUCUCAAGCUUAUGAUGGCCCCGUUCUUAUUCCAUAUGCUAAAAGCAAAGAUCUUAAUUAUAUGUGCAAAUCUGGUGUCAUUCCUGAAAAAUAUCAUGGUUUUUAUAGAGACUUGCCACAUGUUUCUAAUGGAGUAGUCCAAGAAAGUGACUCUGAAUCUGACGAAUAAAAUCUGAAAGGCUGUGAUUUUUUUAUUUUUUAUUGAUACUAUUGUAAUUUUGAAGGUCCUGAUUUUUUACACAAUUUUAUUGUUUUUCAAUAUUAUAAUAAAGUAAGGUUUUAAAGUACAACAGUAAGACUGAUAAUGGUUGUAGUAAUUAAU
This is a messenger RNA of Spodoptera exigua (beet armyworm), 2490 nucleotides long. The record is from the annotation of a GenBank genome assembly. Lineage: Eukaryota; Metazoa; Arthropoda; Insecta; Lepidoptera; Noctuidae.